UUUUGGGAGAGGCGGAGCUACGCUCUCAGCUGACGCGCAGGAGUGGUUGCCAUGGUGGACAUGUCUCCUUAGCGACGUCAGUUUAAGCUCAUAUAACUUGAGUUUUCUUUCACUACGAGCUAAACAUCAUGGCAGAGACAGUUGAUGGCAAGAAGGACGAGGCAGACUAUAAGAGACUACACAGCUUUCCUCUCAUACGGCACACAGAUAUGCCUGAGGAGAUGCGGGUGGAAACCAUGGAGCUCUGCGUUACGGCGUGCGAGAAGUUUGCCUCUAAUAAUGAGAGCGCCGCUAAAAUGAUUAAGGAGUCGAUGGAUAAGAAGUUUGGGAACUCUUGGCAUGUGGUGAUUGGCGAGGGCUUUGGUUUCGAAAUUACACACGAAGUGAAGAAUCUUCUUUACAUGUUCUUCGGUGGAAGUCUGGCGGUGUGCGUAUGGAAGUGUUCCUAACAUUUUUCAUGUGCUUUCUGACUUUAUAAUGAAUGUGCCACAAGUAUUUAUAUGUUUCUUUAUUGUUUGAUUAUAUAUCCUGUACUGAACAGGGUGCAUCAUUUUGUACAUUGCAUUUUUAGUGUAGCAUUUUUUUGUUUUCAUCUUCAUAUUAACAGUUGGCUGGCAGGCCAUCUGUGGGUUUUAUUGUCCAUCUCUGCCAUUCUUUUUCUCCAUCUGUCUCCUUUCUGUCCGUCCUGUUUAUCAUUUCUAUUCCUUCCAUUUUUUAUGAAUGGAUAAAGUAUUUUUCUAAGACAAAAUACUAUUUUUUUAAUUAAUAUGUGAAUACGUAUGAUCUGUUUUGAAUACUUCCGAUAUUUUAUAAGAGUUGUACAUUUUGUACAGCUGCAAUGUGUGUUUGUUUUUAUUAAUGACUAUUAUGUCAUUGUCUUGUGUAAUAAAACCCCAAUAGAAGUGAAA
Messenger RNA from Pimephales promelas (fathead minnow), 908 nucleotides. It is a transcript of the gene dnal4b, whose product is annotated as dynein, axonemal, light chain 4b. Gene Ontology annotation, cellular component: dynein complex. The record is from RefSeq and is a predicted model, not a curated record. Lineage: Eukaryota; Metazoa; Chordata; Actinopteri; Cypriniformes; Leuciscidae. Gene Ontology annotation, biological process: microtubule-based process.